AGAAGUCAGACUGAUCGGCGCCGCGUGAGCCAUGGUGCAGCUCCGGCCGCGCGCGUCCCGCACCCCCGCGUCGGCGGAGGCGAUGGUGGAUGAGGGCCAGCCGGCCUCGGAGGAGGCGGAGCACGGCCUGCUGCUCGGGCAGCCCAGCAGCGGUGCGGCCGCCGAGCCCUUGGAGGAUGAGGACGGGGAAGACGAGCUUGACGACGAGGCCCCAGAGGAGCUGACCUUCGCCAGCGCCCAGGCCGAAGCGAGAGAAGAGGAGCGGCGGGUGCGCGAGACCGUGCGCAGGGAUAAAACGCUGCUGAAGGAGAAGAGGAAGCGGCGCGAGGAGCUGUUCAUCGAGCAGAAGAAAAGAAAACUACUUCCAGAUUCUCUUCUAGAACAGUUAACUGCAGCGCCGCACACCGACAUAAAGAAAUCACCAGGAAAGUUGAAAGAAGUUAAUUUGCAAAAGAAAAACGAAGAGUGUGAAAAAGGAAGUGACUCCAAGAAAGUUAAAGUACAAAAAGUACAGUCUUCCAGCCAGAAAAGCUAUUUAGCCCUAAGGCUAAAAGACCAAGAUCUGAGAGAUUCAAGGCAACAAGCCGCCAAAGCCUUUAUACAUAAUUGUCUGUACGGCCCAGGAACCAACAGAACUACUGUAAAUAAGUUUCUGUCUCUUGACAACAAGAGGUUACCAGUGAAAAAGGCUGCAGCCCAGUUUUUGAAUCAUGCUUGGGGAAUCCAGAAAAAACAAAACGCCAAGAGGUUUAAACGACGGUGGAUGUUCAGAAAGAUGAAAACUAAUAAAUCAAAGUAAAAGCCAAAUAAAGAAUCUGUACUUUGUAUGUAGAGAA
This is a messenger RNA of Marmota monax (woodchuck), 836 nucleotides long. RefSeq names its product nucleolar protein 7 (gene Nol7). Bases 32 to 799 code for a protein of 255 amino acids. Gene Ontology annotation, cellular component: nucleus. The record is from RefSeq and is a predicted model, not a curated record. The transcript is spliced from 8 exons. Gene Ontology annotation, molecular function: RNA binding. NCBI's taxonomy places the organism in Eukaryota, Metazoa, Chordata, Mammalia, Rodentia, Sciuridae.